AUGGGCAUACAUCAUGAAUUAAACACAAAGGCAUCCUCACCCAAACCCACACUCUUUUCUACAAAAGCAUCCAAAGUAGUUCAACAAGUAAGAAAAUCCCAUUCCUCUCCUAGUACUACUUUCAACCCUACGCAUGAAUUACCGGUACCACAAGCCAAUCCGAGCAUGAUUUUACCUUCUUCUUCUUUUUCUUCCAAAUCAGAACAUCAUCAACAGCACUACAAAAGCAGCGAAUAUAAGCCUACUAUACCAAUUUCACCUGGUUCUAAUAACAACAAGAAAAAAAGGAACACCAACAAGACUUCAAAUCCAAUGCGGUUAAAUACAAAGCUUUCCAAUAUCCAUAAUUUUUCUUCUUCUCCAUCCCCACCCACUAUUACCACCACCACGACGAGUGCUCACGACAGGCCCAAUCUACGCAUGAGUGCGUCCUCCAGGUUUGGUAAAAACUUAUUACCUACCUGGCUGGGAGGCCAUGCCACCGAGGAAGACAGCACAAGCCCAACAUCUUCUAUCCAUUCAGCCAACUCAUCAUCGAGCAAUUUGACAGCUAACACGCCUCCUCUGUCAGCCUCUGCUGUAUCAAUAAAAUCCUCUUCUUCCACUCUGACCAUAUCCAACUGUAGCAUUAGCAAUGGCAAUGGAAGUCAAAGCAGAGAAUCUCCUAGUAUGGAUGCCAGUGAACUGACAAGCACAUUUGAGACACUUCUUGACGAACUCAAUAUGAAGGACGCUCAUCGAGAGAAACUACGUCAACUGCCUAGAGAAAGAAAGCUCUACUUGCUACAACAAAAUCAGCACAUCAAAGAAAACAGAGCUGUAGACAGCUCGCUUCGUAAAAGUAUGCCCACCUCUAAUUCCAGCACAUCCAUCUUUCCUCACAAAGGGCUACGUACCAAGACAGCAGGAUCCAUGAGAAGAAGCGAAACCUCAGGCCGAUUAUUGAUGGGAAACUCGGCUAGUCAUCGAUCCUUAGCAGCUAGCUUAAUUGCCAAUAAUAGCGUUGAAAACUUGAGUACUUUGCCUGUUUAUGAAGAAGCUGUUACUGCUACACCACCUUCGCCGACACCUACCCCUACGUCUUCUCAUUUUCCAUCUCAACAGCAACAACAACGAUAUCAUCAAAGUGGUCAGAAAAAGAAUAAUCAAAGUAAUCAUAAUAACAAAAAGGAGGCAGUGGUACAUUACAAACAGCCUGACGCUAUCUCUAUCAGCACUACUCCUAUUGCCAAAAGUCCUAUAUCGGCAACAACCACAUCAUCUGGAAACGAUCUCAAUACAACUGCUAAAUCAGUAACAAUAUCCUCACCACCAACGUCGCCUACAACAGCUACUACUACUACUACUACUACUACUACAAAUGGCGCUAUCGUGGAUAAAAGAGCAGCAACAUACAAAUACGCUCGCAAAAAUCUGACAUCUACCAUGCGUAACAAUCGAUCCAAAGUGGGCUCCAUGAUUUUAGAAUUCGAUGCACUAGCAAACAAGCUGGAAGACACGACCAGCGAUGAAUCAGCAGCCUGGUUACUGCUGGAUAACAAAGCAUUGCCUCGUCAUUACAACAUGAAUACAGGCACAACUCGAUCCAACCAUAUCAAUCAUCAUCCGUCGGUCAGUAAUCUGUUCCCUACAGCAAGUACUACCACAACCACUCCCUUUGAAACGACCUCCUCAGUUCAUGUCGCAGAGACAACUGCCUCUAGCUCUUUGCUGAGCAACAGUUAUGCAUAUCAAAGUCUCAGUCGAAAAGAUGGCAGCCAUCUCGCUUCAUUGGUAUCUUGCUCUUCGCCUGCAUUGGACGACACAAUUAAACGAGGUCGAGAUCGCAAUAGUCCCUACUACUACGUGGAGCGUAUUAAAAGCAGAAAUACUACUACCGAAGUCUUGACAAAGCAUCUGACUUCGCUUCGUAUUACAUUGGCUACUGGCAAUGUAUCAUGGAUCAACGAAUUCUUGUCAAGACGUCAUGGCGGUCUGAUUGCACUGGAAAACGUACUAGAUAAAUUGACGAGCAAAAAGCAAAAGAAAAAGAGCAACUUGGUUAAAUUAACAGAUGCUGAGGGGCAGUGCCUGUUUGAAUGUAUUAAAUGCAUCAAGGUUUUAUUGAAUACAAAGCCUGGCUUACAACAAGUACUCAUGCGUCCAGUGGUACUUCAUCAUUUGAUUAUUGCCUUGUUUGCAUGUCUGGCAUUUAUAUCUGUCGUUCAGCCUACACCCUCCAGCUCAUCUCUUGUGUUCAAGAAGUCGCCCUCCAUCACAUCUAUUGGAUCUCAAUUGCUGCCUUCUUUCUCUACCAACAGCAGUUCCAACAACAUUAGUCCAUCACCUUCUCGUUCCACUGCCUCCAACCACACCAAAGACAACUCGCAAAACAGCAACAAUAACAAUGGAAGCAAUGCGGCUACCAUGGCCUAUAAAAUGUGCACACUGAUAUUUGAGAUUCUGUCUGCAUUAUGUCUGGUGAGUGCUCCUGGUUAUGACACAGUUGUGUCGAUUAUUUCCGAAGUCAAAGGCGAACAAUAUCGGUUUGAACGGUUAGUGCAGAGCCUGCAUGAGCUUGGCGGCAUCACCUAUCAUGAGAAGAAAACGACUGUGAGUCAAUUAUCCACAUUGAUCGAAGAGCAGCAGGAACUACUGGUAUUUGAUUGCUUGACAGCCGCAUUGAGUCUGUUCAACAACAUUGUACAGACACCUGAUACCAUUGAAAAACGAAGCGGGCUGCGUAGUGAGCUGGAGAGAAGAGGCUUCGAAGAACUAUUGAAGCGACUCGAGCAAAAGAAGGAGAUCUUGCCAGACUCGCUACAGAAACAAAUCGCCGUGUACUUUCUGCGAAAAAAGAUGGACACGGACAAGCUGAGGGCAUUGGAGAGUACCAAGCGACAGAGUAUCUUGCAGCUUCAGCCUGAUGACAUGGUUGCAUCUGCAUUAAAGGUGUUCUACAGUGAUCCAGAAAUCUACUACUUGGUGGUAGACAGUAUUAGUGAACUCAUUACCGUGGGCACAGACCAACUGGGGACCCACAGGCGAUUUGUACAGGAUAUUUGGAGCCUGAUUCAUAUCUUUGCAAAACAGCUCAAGCCCAUUCGUACCAACAAUGAUUUUCAAUCUGCACUUCAGCAGUUUGUCGUAUCGAUUCAGCCUAUUGUAGGCAAACUGUCCAAUGACCAAGACGACCAGGAAAGCGGUCAUCGUGCAUCCAUGGAUUCAUUAUCGCCGUCAUCCACCAGUGCCAAAAACAACAGCGAGGACGUAGAGGGUCUCAGAAACAUGGUAGAAGAGCUGAAAGAGAACUUUAUCAAGAGUCAGGACGCUACUGCCAGAAUUCGCAGAGAAAAGAACGAGCUACUGAUGAAGAUGUCCAAAGCAUUGGCUGAUAUCAAAGAGAGAGAUGAUCGCAUUGCCACGAUGGAAGCUGAGAAGCAGGGAAUAAUGCAAAAGCACCAACAAGAGAUGCUUGUAUCGCCGUCUACUGCUGCUCUAGUACCAGAGGUGCCCAAUUCAGGUACAAUGGCGCCACCGCCACCUCCGCCACCACCACCACCACCACCUCCUCCUCCUCCAAUGCCUGCCAGCCCACAACAGCAAGAUAUAUUGAAUCCCAUCGUCAAGAGACGCAAUCUGGUACGUCGCAACUCAUCGCACCGUAAUUCAAGAUAUCUGCAUCCAUUGGCAUUGAAUCUGUGCUUCCCCAAUUUGAAAUCACUGCACGAAAAUGCAACAUCAACACUGGCUAACGGUCCAACGUCGCCCACAUCCAAUGCCUUAGUGUCGUUGCCUACGUCUCCCACCAGUCCGCCGCCCGGAAACCACAGUUUCAGAGCAACCACGAGCAACACGGAGGAUCCAACACCUCAUCCUAUUGUCAUGAAGCAGUUCUUUUGGUCCAAGUUGCCCAUGGAUAAGAUUGAGAACACAGUGUGGAACGAAAUCGUCAAAUCGCCUGUUUCGUUGCUUCAGGAUACCGGUAGUUUUGAGACCAGCAGCGCCAGUAGCAGCAGUAGUAGCGAUAGCAGCAGUGAUGAAGAAGAAUUUGGCGCUGAACAGGCAACCAUUCAACUUGACACAGUCGAAUUGGAGCGUUUAUUCAAAAAGGCACACAAAGAAGCUACCACGACGACCUCCGCCACCACAAGCUGUACAACAGCUCUUGACAUCCGCAAACAAAACUUGAUCACCUUAUUGGAAUUCAACCGAGCCAACAACAUUGCCAUCAUGCUGGCUAAAAUCAAGCUGCCUUACCCUGAUAUUCGUGAUGCCAUCUGGAACAUUGACGACAACAUCCUCAGCACUAAUAAUUUGAUGGCAAUUCGACAAUACAUACCCACCAAAGAAGAGAUUGAAAUUGUAAAAGAGUACCAAGGCGAUAUUGACAUGCUAGGCAAUGCUGAAAGGUACUUUCGAUCCAUCAUGUACAUCCCUCGCUUAGCGGACCGUGUCAGUUGCAUGAUUUUCCGUCGUCGGUUCAAGGACGAGUUGGAGGAGAUUCUACCAGAGCUCGAUAUCAUUCAAAUGGCUAUUACAGAACUCAAGUCUAGCACCAAGUUCAAGCAUGUGCUCAAGACUGUGCUGGCGAUUGGCAACUACCUGAACGGACAAACGAUUCGCGGCAAUGCGCGUGGCUUUCACUUGGAUGCGCUGUUGAAAAUGAGAGACACACGAGCGGAGGGAGAAGGCGUCAGUAAUGUGCCUACAUUGUUGCACUAUUUGGUCUACUUUUUAUCAAAAUCAGACGACGAUGUGGUGAAUUUCAGACAAGAUAUAUCUCAUUUGCAAGCUGCUGCCAAGCGUAAGUACCUAUUUUAUGCUGCUAGUACACAGAUAGUCAUGCUCUUGUUUUUAGUGUCUGCACCCGCCUUGUUUGCUGCGGUCAACUCGCUCAACGGGAAUCUCAACCAGAUCAAAGAAGAGCUAAGCAUGAACGCACGCCGCAAGACCUCUGAACUGCAGAUUGAUCGAUUUGCUGAAGCCAUGGAAGAGUUUAUGCUAGAGGCAGAGCCUGUAGUCAAUGAUCUCAAGGCCAUGACUCGAGAUAUCGAGGAAAAGCUCAGAGACUUGAUUAUGUACUACGGUGAAGAUCCCAAUACUAUCAAAUCAGAAGAGUUUUUCGACAUCAUCUCUACAUUUUCCAAUUCGUUUGAAAGGGCCCAGAUCGAGAUCCAUGAAGCCAGAGAAAGAGCAUUGAAAAGACAACGUCAACAAGAGAUGCAACUCAAGAAACGACAACAACAAGAGCAGCAGCAGGAAAUUACAUCUUCUGGUAUUGCAGCAGCUUUCUCGACACCGUCUCCUGUUUUGGAGUCAUUCACGCGACCUACAGAGGAAGGAUUCGAGCAAGUGCUAAGGGAAUUAAAGGCUGGUUUACGAACAAAUGAAGAAGCAUGGCAAAAUACGAUUUCUCGAAGAAACAAGAUGAGGACCACAUUGGCAUCUGUUACUAUUGCGGAAUAG
Molecule: messenger RNA, 5448 nt
Organism: Mucor velutinosus
Lineage: Eukaryota; Fungi; Mucoromycota; Mucoromycetes; Mucorales; Mucoraceae
Exons: 8
Coding region: 1-5448 (1815 amino acids)
Biological process (GO): actin cytoskeleton organization; actin filament polymerization
Cellular component (GO): actin filament
Molecular function (GO): actin binding; small GTPase binding
Source: RefSeq, a predicted model, not a curated record